CGGUCGCGAAAUCGGUUAAAUUGCGACUGUCCAAAGCCACGAGCGUAGAAGAAAGCUCACCAAAACAAACCACAAUCCAAAACCAUGGCGUUCAUGAUCACCCUCUCUCCUUCUCCUUCUUCUUUAUCUUCUUCAACUGCUCUACUUUCGCCUUCUCUCACCUCUCUCGCUCGUACUCUACCACUUCGUUUCCGAACCUCCACAUCAAGGACUUCAAUCAAGCAAUGGAGACCUCUCUCGGUUUCGGCUUCGGCUUCGGUUUCCUCCGCCCUUGAAGCCCUUAUCUUCGACUGCGAUGGCGUCAUUCUCGAGUCCGAGCACUUGCACCGCCAGGCCUACAACGACGCCUUCGCGCAUUUCAACGUCCGCUGCUCCGGCUCUCCGGAGCCUCUUAAUUGGGGCUUGGAAUUCUACGACGAGCUUCAGAACACAAUUGGCGGGGGGAAAACUAAAAUUCGAUGGUAUUUUAAGGAGCACGGAUGGCCGUCGUCGACGAUCUUUGAGACGCCUCCGGAGGAUGAUGAAAACCGAGCUAAGUUGAUCGAUAUUUUGCAGGAUUGGAAAACGGAAAGAUACAAGGAAAUAAUCAAAUCUGGAACGGUGGAACCAAGGCCUGGAGUUUUGAGACUAAUGGAUGAGGCCAAGGCUGCAGGGAAAAAACUUGCUGUUUGCUCUGCAGCAACUAAAAGUUCAGUUAUACUAUGUCUUGAAAACCUAAUUGGACUUGAGCGCUUUCGAGGUCUGGAUUGCUUCUUAGCUGGUGAUGAUGUGAAGUUGAAAAAGCCUGAUCCUUCUAUUUAUUUGACAGCUGCUGAGAUGUUAGGUCUAUCAGGAAAAGGUUGUAUAGUUGUAGAAGACAGUGUCAUUGGGCUACAGGCAGCAACAAGUGCUGGGAUGUCCUGUGUGAUUACCUACACAUCUUCAACAGCAGACCAGGAUUUUAAAGAAGCAAUAGCAAUAUAUCCCGACUUGAGUAAUGUGAGAUUGAAAGACUUGGAACAAUUACUUCAAGAAACUGUCACCACAAAAUAGGAAUUCAUAAGGUUUCUUGGAAUUGAAAGAAUCUAUGUUCCUUUGAAAUUUUGCUGCAAGUGAGAGCAAUUAAAGGCAUCAUACCAUAAAAUUGCCAUGCAUCUGCAUUUCUCCUCUGUUUAGUUGGUCUCUGGAAAUAAUUCUUUAUGCAUUUAUUGAAAGUAUGAACAGAUGUUACACAAGAACAUAAAGAACAUUUGAUUCCAUGGUGUAAUGAAGCCCAAUCUCUGUUUCUGAAGCUUCGUGGGUGUAAAUUCUGUUACACACCUCACUGGACUGAAGACAUAGAUGUGCAUAUUUUUCUAUGGUAGAAGCUCAACGAGGCAAACUUUUGCUUGAAAACUAUGUGGGUUGCCUUGGUACUAAUGUAAAAUGGUAAUAUUGACAAAUACCCUUUGAAAGUGCAUGGAUCAUGAUUUUUACUCUUGAUUCACAUCUUUUUAGUUAACUAAUUACACUAACAAAAGGGUAUUUAUCAAGAAUAAAGGGUAAAAGUCCAGAUUCAUGCACUCUUAAGGAUAAAUUCUGUAAUUUUCUCAAUGUUGUUUGUAGAACUACUAGGCCUUACCGCAAAAUACUAGU
Molecule: messenger RNA, 1614 nt
Organism: Morus notabilis
Lineage: Eukaryota; Viridiplantae; Streptophyta; Magnoliopsida; Rosales; Moraceae
Product: haloacid dehalogenase-like hydrolase domain-containing protein At4g39970
Exons: 11
Coding region: 85-1032 (315 amino acids)
Molecular function (GO): hydrolase activity
Source: RefSeq, a predicted model, not a curated record